Salvia splendens (bonfire salvia) is the source of this 1412-nucleotide messenger RNA. Its product is annotated as GDSL esterase/lipase At5g18430. Bases 69 to 1178 code for a protein of 369 amino acids. Gene Ontology annotation, molecular function: hydrolase activity, acting on ester bonds. Lineage: Eukaryota; Viridiplantae; Streptophyta; Magnoliopsida; Lamiales; Lamiaceae. The record is from RefSeq and is a predicted model, not a curated record. The transcript has 4 exons.
GCAUUCAUCUCCAUCCACCCACAACCUCCUAGAUAGCCACUCUCAGUGUGUGUGCUGGCCUUUCAACAAUGGCUACUACUACUAGAGGUUUGAGCAUUAUUGUGGGUGUAGCCAUAUUCUUAGCCACAUUGCAUACUAAUAUCUUGGGAGUAGAUGGCAGAGCCUUCUUCGUCUUCGGAGAUUCGCUGGUCGACAGCGGCAACAACAACUACUUGGCCACCACUGCCCGGGCCGACGCCCCACCUUAUGGCAUCGACUAUCCCACCCGCCGCCCUACCGGCCGUUUCUCCAACGGCUUCAACAUCCCCGAUCUUAUCAGCCAGAGCAUUGGUGGGACAGAGUCGCCGUUGCCCUACUUGAGUCCGGCUCUAACCGGGCAAAGGCUGCUGGUCGGAGCCAACUUCGCCUCUGCGGGAGUUGGCAUUCUUAAUGACACCGGAGUUCAGUUUGUGAACAUAAUAAGGCCAUUCCAACAGCUAGAAUACUUCCAACAAUACCAAAGUAGAGUGUCGGCGUUGGUUGGCGCCGGCGAUGCUAAACGGCUAGUGAACCAAGCUCUGGUUCUGAUGACAUUGGGCGGCAACGACUUCGUCAACAACUACUAUUUGGUCCCUUUCUCGGCAAGGUCCCGACAGUUCUCCCUUCCUGACUACGUGCGCUACCUCAUCUCCGAGUACCAAAAGAUUCUCAGGAAAUUAUACGACUUGGGAGCGAGGAGGGUGAUAGUGACAGGGACGGGGCCACUGGGGUGCGUGCCAGCGGAGCUAGCACAAAGGAGCACGAACGGGCAGUGCUCGGCAGAGCUCCAGCGCGCGGCAGGGCUCUUCAACCCGCAGCUGACGCAGAUGCUGCUGAACCUCAACUCACAGGUGGGCGGGAACGUGUUCAUCGCGGCCAACACGCAGCUAACAAACAACGACUUCAUCCAUAAUCCGCAGGCGUUCGGAUUCGUGACAGCCAAGGUAGCCUGCUGCGGGCAAGGGCCGUACAAUGGGCUUGGGCUGUGCACGCAGUUGUCGAAUUUGUGUCCGAACAGAGAGGUGUAUGCAUUUUGGGAUCCAUUCCAUCCUUCCGAAAAGGCCAACAAAAUCAUCGUGAGGCAGAUUCUGUCGGGAUCCCUCGACUAUAUGAACCCUAUGAACCUCAGCACCAUCAUCGCCCUCGACUCGCUUCUCUAAUAUACUAUUACUAUUACUAUUGUUUGUGUCUGUAGUGUUUUGUUGAGACUGAUGGAUGAUGCAUAUAGUCUCGACCAGAAAUAAUACUAUUUGGUUGGAAUUCAACUACACAGAGUUGGAGAGUUUGUCUUGUAUUUUGAUGUAAUGAGUUUCCUUCUUGUAAUGUCAAUGACUUCAACUGUAGAUUUAUAUCCAUAGUAGUAUAUGCAUUUAAUAACAAUCUGUUUCUUUUAA